Protopterus annectens (West African lungfish) is the source of this 6714-nucleotide messenger RNA. It is a transcript of the gene CUX2, whose product is annotated as cut like homeobox 2. Bases 530 to 5110 code for a protein of 1526 amino acids. Gene Ontology annotation, molecular function: DNA-binding transcription factor activity, RNA polymerase II-specific; DNA binding. Gene Ontology annotation, biological process: regulation of DNA-templated transcription. The record is from RefSeq and is a predicted model, not a curated record. The transcript is spliced from 22 exons. Lineage: Eukaryota; Metazoa; Chordata; Ceratodontiformes; Protopteridae.
CUGUAUGCAAAACCGUGAACUGCUCUGCAUCUUUACUGCACCUACAGUCAUCACACUAACCAAUUUAAAGAGUUGCGUUAUUAUGUUUAAUGAGUGUAAAGACAGCUGGAUAGUUAGAUUAUUUAAUGUACGUGUUAAGUACCUCAUUCACGUAAAACAGAAAAUGAUCAAAACUUUCUCAAAUAUUGUGGAACAGUAUUAAUUAAAAUGUAAUGUUUGCCGAUUCCAGACUGCAUUGAUCAGCACGUAACGUCAGUAUUGAUAACUUUGCAAAACCAAAGUCAAGUGCAAUCCAAUUGCACAGUUCAAAAUUGACCAGGACUUCAGAAAUGCAGGAAUACUUUUUAAACAUCGCUUUGUACUUUCUAUUGCCUCGCUUCUACUCCAGAAUCCUAGUAUAGUUGUAUGGAGUUUUUUAUUUGUAUUUAAAAAACAAGAAAACAGAUCAAGAAGCAGCCAACGCAGGGAGUCCAGCCCAGAUAUUUAGUCUAGCCAGGGAGGAAAAAAUAUCUCUUCAAUAUCCCCCAAGAUGGCCGCCAAUGUGGGAUCGAUGUUUCAAUAUUGGAAGAAAUUUGAUCUCCGUCGGCUUCAGAAAGAACUUAAUUCUCUUGCUACAGAACUGGCAACUCGGCAAGAGGAGACAGAGCAUUCUCAUAAACAUUUAAUUGAACUGAGUCGAGAGUUUAAAAAAAAUAUACCUGAGGACAUCAGGGAGAUGGUGGCUCCUGUCCUUAAAAGCUUCCAAGCAGAGGUAAUUGCACUAAGUAAAAGAAGUAAGGAGGCCGAGUCUGCUUUUCUUAGUAUAUACAAACAAUUAAUUCAAGCCCCAGAUCCAGUUCCUGUACUUGGAGCAGCACACAGUUUGGAAGAGAGGUUGCAACAGCUUCAUGGAAGUGAUCCUGAAAACCAUACAUUGAAGGAACUCUCUAAAUGCUGGAGAAAACAUCUGGACUUGCACAGCACAGAAGAGCAGAGCGAAACGUCUCCAGCUGGGAUCACGACGACGGAGGAGUCCCAUCAUUUCAAUCUUAGCAGCAAAGCACUUUCCACAAAAUCCCUGGCACUGAAAAAUGAGGCAGAAAAAGAAAAGGGACUUCAGGAAACACAGAUCACAUUGGCUGCCAGACUGGGGGAAGCCGAAGAGAAGAUCAGAGUCUUGCAUUCAGCUUUGAAGACAACACAAACAGAACUGCUGGACCUGCGGUGUAAAUACGACAAAGAAGCUGCUUCCAAGGCAGAUGAAGUGGAAAUGAUCAUGACGAAUCUGGAAAAAGCCAAUCAGCGAGCAGAGGCAGCCCAGAGGGAAGUGGAAAGUUUGCGGGAGCAGCUAUCAUCGGUAAAUAGUUCCAUUCGACUAGCGUGCCGUUCUUCACAAGGAUCCAUUGGGGAGAAAUCUGAUUAUUCAUUAUGUUCUGGGUCGAGAAUGGAGACUGUACUGGCCGUGAAGGAAAGGGAGGUCAUUCGCCUUUUGAAAGAAGUUCAGCAUCUUCAGGUAGCUUUACAAGAACUGGAAGAAACUUCAGCAAAUCAGAUUUCAGAGCUGGAACGACAACUUGCCUUGAAGACUGAAGCUAUUGAGAAGUUAGAGGAGAAGCUUCAUUCCCAGUCCGAUUAUGAAGAAAUUAAAACAGAACUUAGUAUCUUAAAAGCUAUGAAGCUUGCUGCUACAAACUGCAAUGUGUCCCAGGGAGCCUCAAAAUCCACAGAAGCUUUGUUAGCAGAGAAAGAGGCCUUCUUCCAGUCUCGGAAGUACUUGCUUGAAAAGCAGAACCUUCUCACCAACAGUGAGGAAGAUCAUUCUGAAGACGACUCUGUGAAAGAUUCUGCAGGAACAGAUCAGCCUUAUCCCUCCCCUCAGCAAACACCACGUCUGAUUGGAGAUGGACCAUCUUCCCCCAGCUUGGGUCAGGCCUUAUCUGCACCAAGUGCAGGACGUGAAACACCAAGACCCUUCUCAUUGUCUUCAUUCCCCAGUACCACUGCAAAUGGCAGGCUAUCAGUGGAUAGUCUACUCCAAAAACAUGGAAUCUCAUCAGUGUACAAAAGUGACAGCAGCAAUAUAGUUGCAUUCCCGUCAUCAUUUUAUACAGCUAAAGGGGCUCUGCUUUCUUCCAGUUCUAAUCCCAACAUAAACAACAGCGAUACAGGCCCUCCCAGUGACCAGUCAGAAAGCAGCAGUUCCAGUGCAGUGGACGAUGAACAAUUAGACACAGCUGAUAUUGCAUUCCAAGUCAAAGAGCAACUGUUAAAGCACAAUAUUGGACAGCGUGUGUUUGGACAUUAUGUCCUUGGGCUUUCACAGGGAUCUGUCAGUGAGAUACUUGCCAGACCCAAACCAUGGCGUAAACUCACAGUGAAAGGAAAGGAGCCAUUUAUCAAAAUGAAGCAGUUUAUUUCUGAUGAGCAGAAUAUCCUGGCACUUCGGACAAUUCAAGUGCGACAGCGAGGUAGCAUAACUCCAAGGAUAAGAACUCCAGAAACUGGAUCAGAUGAUGCUAUUAAAAACAUCUUGGAACAGGCCAAAAAAGAAAUACAGUCUCAGAAAGGAGUUGAAAACAAAAAUUCUGCAGCAGUGCAGUCUGCUUCAAACAGCAACAGUAACAGUGGUUCUGAAGAUGCCAUUAAAACCAUUCUGGAGCAAGCCCGAAGGGAAAUGCAGGCCCAGCAGCAGGCUCUAAUGGAUAUUGAAUCUAGUAACUGUGGCACUUCAUUACCCACCCCUCCCUCUGAAAGGCCUGCAUUAUUCCUUCCCAGCAAAAUCACUUCUUCUGCCUACAUCAAACAAGAGGAAGGCACAACAACCAGCACUGUAACUAUUAACUGUACACAGACACCUCUGAGUGUCCUUUCCCCUGCAGCUUUUGUUCAAAGUAUAAUCCGUAAAGUCAAGUCUGAAAUUGGAGAUGCUGGCUCCUACUUUGACCAACACUGGGCUUCAGAAAGAAAUCUGAUAGGACAACCUUAUGCUGCAGUGUCACCAUCUCUAUCAUCCUCCUCAGGCUAUUCUGGCAUGGGAAAUGGUAGGCCAUGGACUCGUAUGGAAAAUGGGGACAGCAUACCAAACGGUGAGGAAGCUGUAGCAGAAGAUGAUGAUCCUACCAAAGCCUUAGAAACAAAAUCAGAAGGGGGAACUAUAGACUCACAGAAUCUCAGUCGUCUUUCCUAUUAUCCAGCAUACAUCCCAAGAACACUAAAACCCACUGUACCUCCCCUGACUCCUGAACAGUAUGAGAUGUAUAUGUAUCGGGAAGUUGACACCAUAGAGCUGACCAGACAAGUCAAAGAAAAAUUAGCAAAAAAUGGAAUCUGUCAAAGGAUCUUUGGAGAAAAGGUGCUAGGAUUAUCUCAAGGAAGUGUCAGUGACAUGUUGUCCAGGCCAAAACCAUGGAGUAAGCUGACCCAGAAAGGCCGUGAACCAUUCAUCCGAAUGCAGUUGUGGUUGACCGAUCAGCUGGGACAAGGGCUCAGCCAGCAGACGAAUCUGCCACAAACAAGUCCAGUACAGCUAAGAUCUUCCCCGUCACCUCCCCCCAGUCCGCAUGAGCAUGAAAGAAGCCCCCAGGAAGCUGUAAACUUCACCUUGGAAGGUGGCAAAGAAAACCAGCAGCCUCUGCUCCAGCCUACCUCAUCCUCAUUAAGCAUCAAAGAGAUUUCUAACAACCACUCAUCCAUGCGAAUCCAGGAGUUAGUGGCGAUGUCACCCGAACUGGACACGUACAGCAUCACCAAGAAGGUCAAGGAGGUGUUAACAGAUAAUAACUUAGGUCAGAGGUUGUUUGGAGAGAGCAUUCUGGGGCUGACACAGGGCUCUGUUUCAGACCUGCUGUCUAGGCCGAAGCCAUGGCACAAGCUUAGCCUGAAAGGGAGAGAGCCGUUUGUUCGAAUGCAGAUCUGGCUUAAUGAUCCGCACAAUGUGGAGAAGCUUAGGGAUAUGAAGAAAAUGGAGAAAAAAGCUUACCUGAAGCGCCGCUACGGCCUGAUAAGUGCCAGUUCUGACAGUGACUCCCCCAGCACAAGGUCUGAAUGUGUCAGUCCUAGCCUGCUUCCACAGGACUUGAGCAUUCUCCAGAUUAAAAAGCCAAGGGUGGUGUUAGCCGCUGAGGAGAAGGAGGCCUUAAAGAAAGCCUAUCAGCUGGAACCAUAUCCAUCUCAGCAAACCAUCGAGCUUCUAGCCUCUCAGCUGAACCUCAAGACAAACACAGUUAUCAACUGGUUCCACAACUACAGGUCACGAAUACGCAGGGAAACAAUCGUAGAAGGUCUUCAGGAUGACACAGACCAGGAAGCAAGCAGCUGCGGAGGUUACACAUCAACUGUGGCCCAUGGCUUCGACAAUCCAGACAGCCCUGACUCAGAAAUGGAGGACAACAAGCCAGACUUGGCAGAAAUAGAGCCUGGUAUGCAGCCGCGCUACAAUCCCCUUACGGCACAAGGAGAACCUGUGAUAACUAUUAAACAGGAGCAGCUAGACGACUGUGAGGAAGAUGAUUACUAUGAUCGAUGUGAUUCUGUCAGUGCUGAUGAUGAUACAGAGCAGACAUCUGAAGAAGUUAAGCUUUCUGGUGGACUAAAGGAGGAAGGACCAGAACCUCUGCUCAACAAGAAACCUGUCUCACAAAAAACUCCUCCAAAGCCAGUGACAAGCCUUGUAAAAAGCAACUCUUUGUACAAUAAAGACCAACUGAUGUCUCUGCAUUCCAGGUCACCUGCUUUCCCAGAAUCUUUAUCGCGGUAUGAAUCUAAGCUCGAAGAAGGUGCAAUGGAAAGCUCACUCAACGAUCCAGUUAGUUUCAGAUCAGCUUCAGAGCUUUCCCGCAGCAGUUUGGAAGUGUCUCUAAAUUCACCUUCUGCCGCUUCUUCUCCUGGCCUUCUGACAUCGGCCUCCCCUGUACCGCCUACAUCUGCUCCUACAUCCCCUUCAGUGGCCAGCACUGCACUUACUGAUGUCCAGAAUUCAGUUCCACUCACUGAAAUGGCAUGUCAGCAGCAGAGCACAAGGUUAAGUAAAAAUAUUCAAAGGCGGAAUGAGAAGAUGGCCAACUUGAACAACAUAAUUCAUCGGCUUGAAAGGGCAGCCAACAAAGAAGAAUCGCUAGAGUGGGAGUUUUAAUAGACGUCUCUCACUGUUUUAGACAAUUAGAUACUUUUAUGAAAAAGAAAAUCAGGAGGAAUGCAGACUCUAUAAGAGUAAUAAUUUUUAUGAAUUGAACAGCUUAUGCUCACUGCUAAAAAUAACAAAAAAAGUGUAAAGCUUCCAGAAUCUUAGCAGCAAAUAGAGGGAAACUGUUGAUCACAGAUUUUAUUGCUAACUCUGGAACUCUUUUAAAAAAAAAUAUUUAUAAACAUCUUUUAGAUAUUUUAAUAAAAGGAUACUUUGAAAUUUAUUGACAGCUCUAGCUGUUUUGAUAUUAAAGAUAUUAUAGAAUUGAAAAAAAUGUAGCAGAUGUGUCAUUAAAUGUACACUGAGGUCCUGUAGUUUGCCACUGGAAGAGAUUAAAAGCUUUUCAUUUAAAGCCAUCUAGAAGCACUCUGAAACUGACCAAAUUUAAUACCUUUUGAAUAGCAGUUUUUCACUUUUGUCUUUAAGAAGAUGUAUUACUGUUACCAGUUUAAAAAAGACUGUGUUAUAGUCCAAAAGACUCUAAAUGGGAAACACUGACACCAUCGGACAUUUACGUAGCUGUGGUUAUGUGUUUUUCUUUUUGUAACAGAGAAUGUCAUGUGCAGCUGUAUUAUAUGUUGUAGAAAUGUCCACGCUAGCCUUUCUGAACAAAAUAUAGCAUGGUACACAUUUUGCCCCUUUGAUCCCAUUAGGUAGUGAGCUGUGAUAAAGUGGGGGUGUCGUAUUAAAAUUUUAAAAAUGAAAAAAAAAAAAAACAUCCAUCUGACUAGUGCUUGUUAAUGAACUAGCCACUGUCCUUAAACAUCAUUCUAGUUAUCACUCUUCAGCUGGACACCAGCCCAUGAAAGACAUUUAUCCGUCCUCACUGAUAAAUAUACUUGAACACCACCACACAACGCACCAAGGACAGUGUUGUGUACUUUAAUCACAAUUUUUCUUAGCUCAGGUGCACUCUUCAGCAAGAGUACCUUAGAUGCAUGUUAGGUAAACAUCAAGCAGAGCAACAUUGCAAAUGUUUUGUAAAUCAAGUGUUACAAAAUAGUCACCAUCACUAGUUACUCACAAAAUAGGAAACAUUUUAAGGUAAAAAAUGUGAGGCUGUAAUUGAGCCACUGGCCUACAUAUUUCAAUUAAAAGUGACUGCUGUUUUCAGUCAUGGAAUCACUCAUUGUUAUAGUGCAACUGGAUUGAUUAAGCACUUAAGUACAGUCAUCAUCCAUAAAUCCUGUUGUACUAAAAGCCAUUAAACACCAUCAUCACUAAUAACCGGUAAGACAAUAUACUUAGUUUUGUUCCAACUGACUCUAGGCAAUCAGCAAGAUUUAUAUUAAUAGUUCUGUACACUGUAAUGAAAUGCAACUUUGGGUUAAGAUCUUGUUCCUUUAGCCUUUUUACUUAUAUGAGUUACAUCUUUUACUUGAACGUGUGUAUGCAAUGAAUUGUCCUUUCUAUACUUUUGUUGUAUUUUAAGUGGACAGUGGUGCCACCCUGUGAAGACAUCUGGAAAGAAAAUAGUUCCUAGGUACCAAAUAUUUAAUGUACAAUAAAUGACUACUGAAUACACAAAUAAAUGUGUAUGAAAUUAUGUGUAA